This is a messenger RNA of Strongylus vulgaris, 573 nucleotides long. NCBI's taxonomy places the organism in Eukaryota, Metazoa, Nematoda, Chromadorea, Rhabditida, Strongylidae. The record is from the annotation of a GenBank genome assembly.
AUGCGAUUACAUGACGAUACCACAACGAUGCAAGACGAGGCUUGGCAAGAACAGUUCAGGAAAUUGAUAGCUAAGCCAACUCAUAGAGUCGGUUUUGCUGAAACAAAGCGAUUAUUUAUGAAUGUUCGAGGGUGGAGCAACUUUGAUGCUGUUUUCUUUGUAUCCUCGUUGACUGGAGAGGGCAUCGAACCGUUGCGAGAUCAUCUCAAAAAGUUGUCGAUUGAACGGAAAUGGAGAAUGGACGAGAUGGCUGUUACUAGCAGGGACCCCCAGCAAAUUUGUAUCGACUCUGUUCGCGCUGCCUUACUCGACACUACUCCAUCGAAUGUUGCUUACCAGCUCAAGCCAAGAAUAAAUGAAUGGAAAGUGGACGGCGAGGUUUUGCAAAUCAUCGUCGAAAUUAAUUGCGAUAAGGAGCGUAUCGGACGGUUGAUUAUAGGCAAGGUAGGUGGUCGUCGAAUAGCCGAGAUUGGAAAACGUGUUAAUGACCAUAUGCACACUCUUUUUGCGCGACAACUCUUUGUACGUAUUCUUGUAAAACAUAAUGGAAAAAUUGUUGAGUUUUUAAAUUGA